CAGUUCAAUCACCUAAUAAUAAUAAUAAUAAUAUAAUACUGCUUGUUAACAAUGCUGGCUUGCGAAAUAAUUAGUCAAUUGACCUAAUUCAAAUAAUUUUUAUCAAUGAUGUAAUAAUUAUGUAGGGAAUGAGAUUCAUUUAACACGGCCUACAAUUUUUAACUACUGGAAAUGCCAUUAAGUUUAUAUUUAGGCGAUUUGUCUAACAGAUUAUUUUUCGUGGACCUUUUUCGUAAUGCAUGAGAAUAAUAUAAUAUUCGCAAAAUAUUAGAAACUUGCACAUGCACACCAAAAAUAUUACCUUGUACUGAAGUGACCAUCUAUGAUAAACAUGGAAUCUGAGAUUGAGAUAUACUAGUCUAUACAGUGGCCACAGAUGAAACGGAUGGAUUUUCGAGAUACCUGGAUUCGGUCACAAGGUUUGACAUCAAACCGAAAAUCUUGGGAUGGGGUGAGCAAUGGAAAGGUGGACAAAAUAUGAAAACCAGCCCAGGAGGCGGAUGGAAAAUUAAUCUCUUGAAAGAGGCCCUAGAACCAUAUACCAAUGAAGAGGAAGAAAAGAUAAUGCUGUUCACAGACGCAUAUGACGUCAUUUUUCUGAGCGAUAUCGACGAAAUCGUUCGUAGAUUUAAAGCCAGCAAUGGCAGGGUUUUAUUCGCGGCGGAGGCUUUUUGCUGGCCUAAUGUUGAAUUAGCCCCUAAAUAUCCAGAAGUAGUUCAGGGUAAAAGAUUUCUCAAUUCGGGGCUUUAUAUUGGUUAUGUUCCUGAAAUAUAUAAUAUAUUAAGUCGAGCGGACAUAGAAAAUACUGCAGACGACCAAUUGUUUUUUACUGAAGCCUACUUAGAUGAAACCUUCAGAACGAAAAAUAAUAUUAAGUUGGACCACACAAGCGAAAUUUUCCAAAAUGUAAAUGGGGCUGCAAAUGACUUGGAAAUCCAAUUUAAGGAGAACAAAGAUGCUAAAUCCGAAGAGUACUUUCUCAAGAACAAGGAAUUUAACACGCAACCGUUGAUUGUACACGGCAACGGUCCCUCCAAAUUAACCUUAAAUUAUUUAGGAAAUUAUUUGCCGAAUGGCGUUUGGAAUUCCAUUGACGGCUGCACCGCAUGCAGAAAUAACGAAAUCAACUUAACUAAGAAGAAGCCAUCACAAUGGCCUACAGUCUUUUUGUCAGUAUUCAUAGAACUGGAUACGCCCUUUAUUGAGGCAUUUUUCCAAAAAAUCUACAAACUUGAUUACCCGAAGGAUAAGAUACAUUUAUUCAUUCAUAAUGCUAUGAAAUAUCAUUCGGAUCACGUGAAAAACUUCACUGACCAAUUCGGAUCAGAGUAUUCUUCAGUUAAGCAAAUCAAACCAGAGGACGGUUCAACUGAAUGGAACGCCAGAGAUUUAUCUUUAGAGCAAUGCUUGUCAAAACAAUGCGAUGUUUAUUUCGCUGUUGAUUCAGUCGCGCAUCUUGAUAACCCUCAAACAUUGCGCCUUUUGAUUGAACAAAAUAGAUCGGUUGUUGCUCCCAUGUUGAUCCGACCCGGAAAGGCCUGGAGUAAUUUUUGGGGUUCUCUGACAAAGGAUGGAUUUUAUGCCAGAUCCAACGACUAUAUGGACAUCGUUCAUAAUAUAAAAAGAGGUCUUUGGAAUGUACCUUUUAUCAAUGGCGUCUACUUAAUAAACGGGACCCUUCUCCGCAAAUACGAUCGCACAAAGAUUAAUUAUGACAGGCCGAACAUAGAUGCCGACAUGGCCUUAUGUGCGAAUUUGCGCGAUCUGGAGGUGUUCAUGUACGUGUCCAACCGAUAUGACUUCGGUCAUUUGGUAAACGCGGACACUUAUGACAUUACCAGAGCCGAACCUGAUAUGUACCAAAUUUUCGAGAACGAACAAGAUUGGGAGGAGGCGUAUAUACACCCAGAUUAUCCAGAAAAUUUAAAUCCGGAAAAGGAAAACAAACAACCUUGUCCCGAUGUUUACUGGUUUCCUGUAGUGACUGAAAAGUUUACUCGUUCUCUGAUAAAUAUGAUGGAAAACUACGGAAAGUGGUCUUCUGGCAAAAACGAAGACGAACGCCUGGAGGGUGGUUAUGAAGCGGUACCGACCCGCGACAUUCACAUGAACCAAGUGGGUUGGGAACGUCACUGGCUGUAUUUCUUGCAAAAGUACGUCAGGCCGUUGCAAGAGCACGUGUUUACGGGAUAUUACCACGACCCACCCAAAAGUUUAAUGAAUUUUGUUGUUAGGUACAGACCUGACGAACAGCCAUUUCUUAGGCCACAUCACGACAGUUCGACUUACACAAUCAAUAUAGCAUUGAAUAGAGUCGGCAUAGAUUAUGAAGGAGGCGGUUGUAAAUUUAUUCGUUACAAUUGUAGUGUCGUUGAUACCAAAGUUGGGUGGAUAUUGAUGCAUCCUGGGAGAUUGACACAUUUUCAUGAGGGUUUACGAGUAACGAAUGGAACGAGAUACAUUAUGGUUGCCUUUGUUGAUCCAUGAAAGAAGAAUCUCACUUUUUCAAGUUAGUUGGAAGGAACCGAAAUAACAUUAGUGUGAUUCACGAAGUUGAAUAAUUGUAAUAUGCAUUUUAUAUACAUAGAGUUUUUCAAAAUUAAGUAUUAAGAUUUGAGAAACAUAUUUUUCAGCUUGAAAUAAGACAUUUUUGCACUAUACACUAUGCAAAGUCUUACAAAGCCGGCCUUUGAGUGUUAUUUUCAUUUCAAAUUUUUUGGUUUCAUGACUAACAUUUCUUUUUAUUUUAAACUAGUCUACCUGUAUUUGUUUAAUAUAAAAAUUCUACCAAAUUCCACACUGUAGAUUGGUCACGAAGUGUUUUGUGGACACACAUUUACAGGAAAAGAGUCUUAUUUGUACUCGAAAAACGUUCCUUAAGGUGGGUAAAAAGAAACGAUUUUUUUAUGACCUGGCAUACAAAAACUAGUUGCUAGUUACCUCUAGAAAGUACUUACCACGUAUGAGAUCUUUAAUAUUAAUGGAAAGAUUAUCCUCAUUAUAGUUUUAUAUUUUCGACUUAGUCUUAUAUAUAAAUAAUCAUAUGUAAAUGCGAAUUCUUUAAAUUCUUCGAGCUUUGAACUGGAUUAUCUUUGAAAUAGUUUGAUUUAUCAAAAAAGUAUAAUAGACCAUUUUUGUAGAUCGUUCAAUUUCCUAUAAAAAAUAUCAAUAAAAUGGGCUUAAUAUUCUAUUGGUGAUAGGAUAUGAGUAUUUGUAUAUGAAACUAAAUCUUCUCAUUAAUAUUGAAAGCUCAUAGCAUGGUAAGUACUUUCUAGAGGUAACUUUUUGUAAGUUUGGUAAGUUUUUGUGAUGUCGAAUCCAAAAAAAAAUUAUCGUUUUUUUUGUACCUACCUUAAUGUCCCUCAAAUUUUAAUACUGAAUUUUGAAACAGCGUGUAUAUAUUUCCCUUUCUCUUGCUUGUUUGAAGUGGUAACAUAAUACUUUUUUACCUGCAAUCCAUGUACAGUGUCUGUUAGAAUUUUUUAUACAAUAAAAUAUCCUGCUUU
Cylas formicarius (sweet potato weevil) is the source of this 3506-nucleotide messenger RNA. RefSeq names its product procollagen-lysine,2-oxoglutarate 5-dioxygenase (gene Plod). Gene Ontology annotation, biological process: peptidyl-lysine hydroxylation. The coding region runs from base 478 to 2487 and encodes 669 amino acids. NCBI's taxonomy places the organism in Eukaryota, Metazoa, Arthropoda, Insecta, Coleoptera, Brentidae. Gene Ontology annotation, molecular function: iron ion binding; procollagen-lysine 5-dioxygenase activity; L-ascorbic acid binding. The transcript is spliced from 9 exons. Gene Ontology annotation, cellular component: endoplasmic reticulum. The record is from RefSeq and is a predicted model, not a curated record.